AUGUCAUUCUACAACGUGGAGACUACUUUCCAGAGCUUUGCUGAUUUUUUUAUCCAUUUUGCAGUAACUGCUUUACGGGAGAUCAAAAGGAGUUUAGCUGAUCCUAUGAGAAAUUUAAGCAACUGGGAAAAGGGUGACCCAUGUAAAUCAAACUGGACUGGCAUAACAUGCUUCGUGAGAUCACAUGAUGAUGGUCUCUUUCACGUCAGGGAGCUCCAGUUGAUGAGGCUGAAUUUAUCUGGAGAGUUGGCUCCUGAAGUUGGCCAGUUAUCGUUUCUCGAAAUCCUUAAUGUGAUGUGGAACAACAUAACUGGACGUAUUCCUUUGGAGAUAGGAAAAAUUUCUUCUUUGAAACUCCUACUGCUGAAUGGGAACAAACUCACUGGUAGUUUACCCCCUGAACUUGGUAACCUUCGGAAUUUAAACAGGCUUCAAGUAGAUGAGAACAACAUAACAGGUUCAGUUCCACUUACAUUUGGAAACAUGACAAGUAUAAAACAUCUCCACUUUAAUAACAACACGUUAAACGGAGAAAUUCCAGUGGAGCUAUCCAAACUGAACAACCUUGCUCACCUGAUACUGGACAAUAAUAACUUGACUGGGUCUUUGCCGCAAGAAUUGGCUCGACUGCCAUCCUUGACCAUACUUCAGAUGGAUAACAACAACUUCAACGGUUCUGAGAUUCCAGAGGCUUAUGGAAGGUUUUCUAGUUUAGUAAAACUAAGUUUAAGGAACUGUGGACUACAAGGAUCAAUUCCUGAUUUAAGCAGUAUAAAAAAUCUUAGCUAUUUAGAUCUGAGUUGGAACAAACUCACGGGCACUAUACCAGAAACUAAGCUUUCUGCCAAUAUGACAACAAUUGAACUAUCUUAUAACAACCUCACUGGAUCUAUACCACAAAGUUUCUCGGAGCUGGACUCUCUUCAAUUACUUUCACUUGAGAACAACAGUUUAUCUGGUUCUGUCCCAACAGCCAUUUGGGAGAACAAGUCUUUCGAGAAUAACAAACUACAAGUUGAUCUCAGGAACAAUAACUUCUCUAAUGCUACAGGAAACCUGAGAACACCAGACAAUGUUACCCUAUAUCUUCGUGGCAACCCAAUAUGCAAAAGUACAAGCAUUCCCAUUGUUAAACAACUCUUCGAACAUAUCUGCGGCGAGAAAAAGCAAACAUCAACCAAAUCAGAAAACACACCAUGCAGCAAUGCGUCAUGUCCCUAUGAGAAGGUCUUAGUCUCCCCAGGACUCUGCUUCUGUGCAGCGCCUCUUUCUAUCGAUUAUAGGCUAAAGAGCCGUAGCUUCUUCUUCUUCACUCCAUAUAUUGAAAACCAAUUCAUGGAGUAUAUAACCACGUCCCUACAACUUGAAACUCAUCAACUAGCAGUUGAUAGAGUUGUUGAUGAGAACAAGCUGCGUCUACGGAUGAACAUAAAGCUAAUUCCCAAAGGCAAAACAAUAUUUAACGUUACAGAAGUCAUACGUAUCAAGGGCGUGUUUACUUCAUGGAGUUUUCCUCGUAAUGACUUCUUUGGACCCUAUGAGUUACUAGACUUCCCACUUGAAGGACCUUAUGAAAAUUUGUUAGCUGGAAAGAGUGGAAUCAGCAACGCUGGAUGGGUGAUGAUAGUGGCAGCCUCUGUCGUUUCUGCCACUGUUAUUUCAGUGAGCGCUACACUUCUAUAUGUUAAGAAACGUCGUGGGAAUCUUCAUUCACUCACCAGAAAACGUGUUUUCAGAGCAAUAUCUCGGGAAAUCGAAGGGGUGAAGAAGUUCAGUUUUAUAGAACUGUCGGAUGCAACUAAUGGUUUUGAUAGUUCUGCAGUGAUCGGUAGAGGUAGCUAUGGAAAAGUCUACAAAGGCAUUUUGCCGAAUAAAACCGUUGUUGCCAUCAAACGAGGAGAAGAAACUUCCCUGCAGAGUGAGAAAGAGUUUCUGAAUGAGAUUGAUUUGCUUUCGAGGUUACAUCACCGAAAUCUUGUGUCACUGGUUGGCUACAGUAGUGACAUCGGGGAACAAAUGUUGGUAUAUGAGUAUAUGCCUAAUGGCAAUGUGCGUGAUUGGCUUUCAGCUAAAGCUACAGAAACAUUGAGUUUUAACAUGAGGGCACAAGUAGCUUUGGGUUCAGCUAAAGGGAUCCUUUACCUUCACAAUGAAGCAAAUCCACCUGUUAUUCACCGCGAUAUCAAAACCAGCAACAUACUCUUGGACUGUCAGCUUCAUGCUAAAGUUGCUGAUUUUGGAUUGUCACGGUUGGCUCCAGAUUUUGAGGAAGGAGAUUGUGAGCCGGCCCAUGUAUCAACCGUAGUAAGAGGAACACCGGGAUAUCUGGAUCCAGAGUAUUUCAUGACUCGGCAACUGACGGUAAAGAGUGAUGUGUAUAGUUUCGGAGUAGUGUUGCUUGAGCUCUUGACUGGAAUGCACCCAUUUUUUGAGGGUACACAUAUUCUCCGUGAGGUGAGGAUGGCAAAUGAAAGUGGAACGGUUCAGUCAUGGGCGGAUAAUCGGAUGGGAGAGAUUUCGCCGGAUAAAGUGAUGAAGGUGGCGGAAUUGGCGUUAUGGUGUUGUGAGGAUAGACCAGAGAUGAGACCAUCUAUGUCAAAAGUGGUGAAGGAACUCGAAAGCAUUUGCCAAUCUGUGAAGGAAACGGAUGUGUUCUCAGAAACAACGACGUUACUAUACAGCAAAACAUCGUCGUCAUCGUCUCCUAUACCUUCAGAUUUUUCUUCACUUCCUGGAAGUAACUUGGACAGUGGCUUUCUAGAAGCUGUAAAACCACGUUGACAUAUUCUUCGUUGUAACUUUGUGAGAUAGACUAACUGAUGAUGUUAGUGCAAGAACACAUGACUAGUGAGAGUUGUGACUUUAUGGGGUUUGAAACCGAGUCUGUUGAACUGAUUCCU
Eruca vesicaria subsp. sativa (arugula) is the source of this 2900-nucleotide messenger RNA. The record is from the annotation of a GenBank genome assembly. Lineage: Eukaryota; Viridiplantae; Streptophyta; Magnoliopsida; Brassicales; Brassicaceae.